UAUGGAUGUAAACAGGGAAGCAAUUUUGGAGAAGGAGAGAAUGGGUGAGAAGGAUUUAAAUUUGGAAGGUGACAAAGAUGCCUUAGAAGCAGUUUUAAGUCACAUAGGAGAAAUGGGCAGAUAUCAGAAAUUGCUAUUCCUGGCUAUGGGACCACUUGGCUUCACGUUUGCCUUCGUCUACUUCAUACAGAUGUUUAUUACUGCGACACCGCAGAACCACUGGUGCCACGUACCUGAAAUGGAACAUUUAAAUGCAGAAUUAAGACGAAAUUUAUCAAUACCAAAAACUUUAACAGGGGAUUACGAGCGCUGCUUAAUAUACAAUGCUAAUUGGAGUCAAGUGCUGGAGACCAUGACGCCGCCUCACCCAGAUACUCCGACGAAACGUUGCCCACAUGGUUGGGAAUUCCAUCUAAGUGAUAUUCCGUUUCACACAGUUGUCAGUGAGAGAGGCUGGGUUUGUGAACACGCUAAAAAAGUGCCAAUUUCGUCGGCAACUUUUUUUGCGGGCUCCAUUGUUGGAACGCUUUUGUUUGGAUCGUUAGCAGACGUGUUUGGUAGAGUACCCGCUUUGAUUGGAGCAAAUUUAAUAGGAUGUUUCGGAGGAAUUGCAAGCGUCUUCACAAAUAGCUUCUGGGAUUAUGCUCUUUGCCGGUUUCUCGUUGGCCUCUCUUACGACAGCUGUUUUAUGAUGAUGUAUAUUUUAGCACUGGAGUACGUAGGAUCUGGCCAUCGAACUUGGGUGGCGAACAUGUCUAUAGCCAUUUACUUUGGAGGCGCAUGCAUGGUACUACCAUGGUUAGCAAUCUGGAUUUCCGACUGGAGAAAACUGGUGCUGGCGACAUCACUGCCUAUGCUGAUCGUCCUUGCUGCGCCUUGUGUUGUGCCUGAGAGCGCCCGAUGGUUGGCAUCACGACGGAGAACAGACAAAGCCCUAGCAGUUUUGAGGAAAUUCGAAAGAGUAAACAAAAGAAAAAUUCCACAAGAUUUAUUAGAUGAAUUUAUUCUAUCAACAAAUCGGCGUAAGACAUCUGACGAAACAGUGACCGUGACUACUCUAUUCACAUCUCCUCGACUUCGCACGAUGGUGUUACUCAUGGUAGUCUCUUAUAUAUCAAUUGCCAUAGUCUUUGAUGGCUUGGUCCGUAUGUCUGAAAAUAUGGGUCUGGAUUUUUUUAUCACCUUCACUCUAGCUGCUGCAACAGAGAUACCUUCUCUUGUUUUGCUUACGUUCGUUCUUGACAGAUGGGGUCGGCGAUUUCUCAUGUGUGGAUCCGUUACGUUCGCUGGUGUGAUGACUGUAAUAGCAGCUUUUGUACCUAAAGGUUUACCACAAGCAGGUUUGGCGAUUUGUGCACGGUUCUUCGUAAAUAUGUCAUUCAACACGAUAAUGCAGUGGUCAACAGAGGUGCUGCCUACGCCUGUACGCGCCUCUGGCACUUCUAUAAUGCACGUCAGUGGUUUCGCUGGUGGUCUGAUCUCACCAUUUGUGGUUUAUUCCGAACGAAUGUGGGCACCGCUCCCUCUGCUAGUAAUGGGCAUUACGUCCCUGCUAGCAUGUGGUAUGGGUAUCAUGCUCCCUGAGACUAUGGGCCGUAGAUUACCCCAGACAACGGCUGAUGGGGAAUUGCUUAUCAACAAUUAUUCUUUAUGUGGCUCUAAACUGGAUGCCGAGGAUAGUGACACUGUUAACGCGUAACACCAUCAAACGGCAUCGCGAUUAAACUAGGACCACGGCGCGAUGAUGAUGAUGAUAUAACUUGCUACAAUACGCAUUGUUUUUUUUAAUAAUUUUUAAAAUAAAUGCAUUGCAGUCAAAGUAAUCAAAAUAAUUCGUUGAAGAUUCCAUUAUAAUUCCCAAUCAAAGGAAAGAAAACCUACCUGGCUGCCUACGGGCAAACAUCAACAUAUUGGACCUUCUUCGAUCCUCACGGAACCAGCAUCAAACGGUCAGGCCAGUUAACCUUACUAAUUCCUGUCCCAAUCCCAAGUUCAAUUGUGCUAAUAUCGUGUUUCGUCAAAAUUCCCGUGUGCAUAAUAUAUGGUUGCAUCAUCCGAUAUCUACCUUCGCGUGUGAGUUUUUGUGUCGCUUCGCGCUGCGGAUAAACUGUAAGUUUACUUUUGUUUCCGUAAACCACUUUAUGGGAGGCAGGAGUGAAAUCUUGCAAAUUUCACAUCCGACGUGUCUUAGGAAAUGCAAAUUUAACCUAUGAAGAGUUUAGUACGAUAUUAGCGCAUUUUGAAGCCGUUUUGAACUCCCGUCUGAUGUCUCCUUUAUCCGCAGACUCCAAUGAGCUUCGUCCCCUUAGCCCAGCACACUUCCUAAUUGGCCAACCGCUCACCACGCCAACGGCAGAAGACGUGACGUCCACGCCUCCUCAUCGCUUGGCGCGUUAUGAGCGCGUGAAGCAAAUGUGGCAACAAUUCUGGCAGAGAUGGUCCAAAGAGUAUAUAUCAGAAUUACAAGUCCGGACAAAAUGGCAGACUACAAAGGAAGACAUCAAACCAGAUACUCUAGUACUUACCAAAGAAGAUAAUCUGCCACCGCUCAAAUGGCGGCUAGGAAGAAUGCUACACACAUUCACUGGCACGGACGGUAUGUCUCGUGUUGCAAACAUCAAAACUGCAACCGGGACGGUUCGUCGGGCAUUCUCUAAAAUAUGCCCACUACUUCGUGAAUCUGAUGACUAAAGGGUGAACUGCACCUUACGCAUUCACUGCUCGACAAGCUCACCAUGUUGCCACAUCGUUUCCAUCGAGUCGUCUCUUCGUUGGAAGCAGCCAAAGCUUCCAUGGCGGGCGGCUUAUGUUAACGCAUAACGCCAUCAAGCCACAUCGCGAUCAAACUCGGACUACGGCGGGACCAGGCGAGCGGCGCGAGGGGAAAUCAAGGGUCAUCAUUCGACGAUAUAACUUGCUACAAUACGCAUUGUUUUUUUCUAUAUAAUUUUUAAAAUAAAUACAUUUCAGUCAAAGUAAUCAAAAUAAUUCGUUGAAGAUUCCAUUAUAAUUCCCAAUCAAAGUAAAGGAAGGAAAACCUGUCUGGCUGCCUACGGACAAGCAUCAACAGACACAAAAAGACGAUGUAAAC
This is a messenger RNA of Hyposmocoma kahamanoa, 3091 nucleotides long. Its product is annotated as organic cation transporter protein-like. The coding region runs from base 2 to 1699 and encodes 565 amino acids. NCBI's taxonomy places the organism in Eukaryota, Metazoa, Arthropoda, Insecta, Lepidoptera, Cosmopterigidae. Gene Ontology annotation, molecular function: transmembrane transporter activity. The transcript is spliced from 12 exons. The record is from RefSeq and is a predicted model, not a curated record. Gene Ontology annotation, cellular component: membrane. Gene Ontology annotation, biological process: transmembrane transport.